AGAUGCUUGGUCUUCUGUGCCGCUCGCUGCUGCUCGUCGUCGCUGUCCAGUGCACCAGCACAGCUCCAAACCAUGGGCAGCAUCUUUCGCCUCGGGACGGACGAACCGCGUCCGCCAGGAGGCAGUUCUGCCACUGGCCCUGCAAGUGUGGGGGGAGACCUCAGUGCGCCCCGGGGGUGAGCGCCGUGCUGGACGGGUGUGGGUGCUGUAAGAGCUGCGCUCGGCAGAUUGGACAGCCGUGCAACGAGAGGGACGUCUGCGAUCCGCACAAGGGCAUGUACUGCGACUUCUCAGCCGACCGGCCCAGGUUCGAGGUCGGCGUGUGCGCCUACAUGAUGGCGGUGGGGUGCGACUUGAACGGGGCCCACUAUGAGAACGGACAACCUUUCCAGCCCAGCCCUCUCUACAAGUGCAUGUGCAUCGCUGGAGCCAUUGGCUGCACCCCCGCCUUCAUCCAGAAACCUGCUGCCCUCUUAGGCCCCGCCCCACUGAUGGCCAACAAGCCAGCUAGCCUCCGAAGUCGCCCGAACCCGAAAAGGCACCAUCAGGAUACGACCUACACGUCCAUGUCAGCUUACAGGGAUCCAACUUUAUCCUGGAAGAGGAACUGCCUGGUCCAGACCACGCCCUGGAGCUCUUGCACCAAGACCUGCGGUUUGGGCAUCUCUGUACGCGUCAAUAACGACAACAGCAAAUGUGAGCUGAGGAAGGAGCGACGCCUGUGUCUGCUGAGGCCGUGCGAGAAGAAACUGCUGAAGAACAUCAAGAUGCCGAAGGGAAAGACAUGUCGUCCUUCGUUCUCGGCUAAGAAGGCAGAGAAACUGUCACUGUCAGGCUGCACCAGCACCAGGAGGUUCCAGCCCACCUACUGCGGUACCUGUACCGACAGACGCUGCUGCAUCCCCAACAAGUCCCGCAUGAUCACCGUCCGCUUCAGCUGCAAAGGAGGAUCCAGCACGCAGUGGAAGAUGCAGUGGAUCACUUCCUGCGUGUGCCACAAGAAAUGCAACGAGCCGGGCGACAUGUUUUCUGACCUUCACUUCCUCUAAUGGAACCCAAAUGACCUCUGACCCCAGACCACGUUACUGCAGACAAACUGA
Messenger RNA from Thalassophryne amazonica, 1100 nucleotides. It is a transcript of the gene ccn6, whose product is annotated as cellular communication network factor 6. Gene Ontology annotation, molecular function: integrin binding; heparin binding. The record is from RefSeq and is a predicted model, not a curated record. Gene Ontology annotation, cellular component: extracellular matrix; extracellular region. Lineage: Eukaryota; Metazoa; Chordata; Actinopteri; Batrachoidiformes; Batrachoididae. Gene Ontology annotation, biological process: signal transduction; cell adhesion. The transcript has 5 exons. The coding region runs from base 3 to 1049 and encodes 348 amino acids.